GUUCUACUAAGCGGCGGAGUUGAUUCGACCGUCUGCGCAGCAAUGUUAUCCCAAACUGUUGAUCCGGCGCAAAUUGUAGCAGUUCAUAUUGACAACGGUUUCAUGCGGAAAAAUGAGUCAACAGCCGUUGUGGAGUCAUUAAAAGCUCUGAAAAUUAAUGGUAAGUAUUCCGAAGAUGUUUUAUUUUGGACAGUUCACUUGGUAAAUGCUCGAUUAAGAUUCCAGUCGGGAAUGACAACCUUUCAAGUUCAAGUGAAAACAGAAUCAAUGGCCCCAGCAACGGUAGUUCCCUCAAAAGCUCAGUCUGAACAGCCCAGUGCCAGUCCCAUUGGCUCUGAUUCGCGAGAAAAGAAGGAGGAACAUCAAUCAGAUAUUAACGCCAAACCCGACGGUCAAACAGCCCUAUCCAAUCAGUCCACAGAACCUGCCUCCCAACAACCGCCACCUCCCCCUCGACGACAACCUCACUGGAGUGGUGGAGGGUUUUCAGCUCAUUUGGAAACUCGAAAUAUCCCGAUUGGACCACUUGGAUCGGUUACCAUUAAUCCAGAAGAGAAAAGACGCAUUAUUGGUGAUAUGUUUGUACGUGUCGCUCAGGAAACGUACACUGCGGCCGGAUCUGAUCGAAUCAGCUGCGCAUAUAGUCAGCUCACGAGCAGACACUAUCAAGACUCAUCACAAUACAACGGCUCUGGUUCAGCACCUACGAAAACAAGCGUGCAUUACGCAAUUAGUCCAUUUAUUCACCGUACCGUAUGCCCGAUGAACGGCGAUGGCCGUGUUAUUGAACCUUUGUCUGAUUUUCACAAAGACGAAGUACGUCAGAUCGGACGGCAGUUGGGUCUACCGGAAGAAAUUGUGAAUCGGCAUCCCUUCCCCGGUCCCGGUUUGGCGAUUCGAAUAUUGUGUGCAGUCGAACCGUUCGUGGAACGUGAUUUUUCCGAAACCACCAGUCUCAUCAAAAUGAUUGCGGGUUAUCAUGUGAUGUCGCAAAAGAGUCUCAGGAUUCUUUUCGACGUUCGUCUGGGUCGAACAUCGUUGCUGAACUAUACAUCCGAGCAACAAACAAUACUUUGA
This is a messenger RNA of Echinostoma caproni, 1077 nucleotides long. The record is from the annotation of a GenBank genome assembly. Lineage: Eukaryota; Metazoa; Platyhelminthes; Trematoda; Plagiorchiida; Echinostomatidae.